Messenger RNA from Phyllopteryx taeniolatus (common seadragon), 2434 nucleotides. RefSeq names its product P2Y purinoceptor 3. Bases 555 to 1709 code for a protein of 384 amino acids. Gene Ontology annotation, biological process: G protein-coupled receptor signaling pathway. Lineage: Eukaryota; Metazoa; Chordata; Actinopteri; Syngnathiformes; Syngnathidae. The record is from RefSeq and is a predicted model, not a curated record. The transcript has 2 exons. Gene Ontology annotation, molecular function: oxysterol binding; G protein-coupled receptor activity. Gene Ontology annotation, cellular component: membrane.
ACUCGUUGGAAGUGAAGCUGUUGGCUGCCAUUUUGCAAUAUUCAGCAUCUUCAAGUGUUUCUGCAUUUUCACACAAAUGUUAUCAGUGCGACCUCCAGUGGACAGAGUUCUUAACAGCAGUUGCUUUUCUUGAAAACUUGGUGUUCGCUCAGUUUCACACUUUGCGACAAUCAUCCCCACAGGCCGGCUCUGGCCCGCGGGCCGUACGUCUGACACCCCGGUGUGUCAACUAUCCUGCAACGGGAGUCGAGCGGAGGCCGGGCUCUCUCGCUCUCUCUCUCUAUCUCUCUCUCGCCCUCACACACAGGUGGUCGAGUGGCGAGGACGAGAGGGGAGGGGCUGCAUCGCCAUGGCAACCUGCGCAGAAGAAAAGGAGGAGACGGUGACUUCUUCCGACCCGUGAACACCUCGUCGUCCUCGUUGUUGUUUUGGGACUUUUGGACGACUCGCGGUCUUCCUUGCGAUGAGGCCGAGGUCUGGAGCGGCGCCGUACGCAUUCGCCGUGAGCCGUGAGCCGCGUGUGCGGUGAUGCAGGUGAGCGUCCCUUCGGCACGAUGACGACGACGGUUCCUCUCGCGCCGCCCUUCGCCGUGGUGCCCGGCGGCGGCGGCGCCCUCCUCGACAACGGCAGCCUCUCGCGCGGCACCCGGCCCCCGCCGGCGUUCUGCAGCAUCGACGAGUCGUACAAGUACAUCUUCCUGCCCGUCUGCUACUCGUUCACGUUCGUGUUCAGCCUGUCGCUGAACGCGGUGGUCCUGUACCGCUCGUUCCGCCGCACCAAGCGCUGGAACGCUUCCCUCAUCUACAUGGUCAACCUGGCCUCCACCGACUUCAUGUACGGCCUUUCGCUGCCCUUCCUGGUGGCCAGCUACGUCAUGCGCGACCGCUGGGUCUUCGGCGACUUCAUGUGCCGCCUGGUGCGCUUCCUCUUCUACUUCAACCUGUACUGCUCCAUCUUCUUCCUCACUUGCAUCUCGGUGCACCGCUACUUGGGCAUCUGCCACCCCAUGCGGGUCAUCACGCUGGAGAGCAAGAAAGCCGUCAAGUGCGCCUGCGUGCUGGUGUGGGCGGUGGUGUUUGCGCUCACCUGUCCCAUCUUCCGCUUCGCGCAGACGGGACGGGCGUCCGACGGCGGCGGCGCGGACAACUGCUGGGACGACGCCGUCGACCGCGAGUUCUCCGACUACGUGCCGUACGGCGUGAUCCUGCACCUGCUGGGCUUCUUCGUUCCCUUCUCCAUCGUCGCCUGGUGCUACUCGCACGUGGUGCUGACCAUCUUCAAGACUCUGCGUUCGCGGCCUCGCGACGCCAGGGACCGGGCCGGCGUCUCCGUCUUCCCGGGCGCCGACUCGCCGUACGCCGGCCGCCGGCGCAAGUCCAUCCGGACCAUCGUCACCAUCACGCUGCUCUUCGCGCUGUGCUUCUUCCCCUUCCACGUGACCAGGACCGUCUUCCUGCUCCUGAAGGUGAGCAAGGGCGUCCCGUGCCAAACCAUGACCACCGUGUCCAUGUGCUACAAGAUCACGCGGCCCUUGGCGUCGUUCAACGCGUGGCUCAACGCCCUCCUCUACUUCCUCACCAAAGACAAGGGCGGAUGCUGCCCGCCGCCCGGCGCCGGCGGGGCCGCGGGGCCUCUGCUGCCCCUGAGGAUGGUGGCGAAACGAGAGGACCACGGACGCCGGCACGCCAAAAGUCCCCUAUUUACCUGACGGAAACGACGAUGCAAAAAGACUUUCUCUUUUUUGAAACCAUGAAAACAGACUUGAUUUGAAUUAGAAAUAGAUCUUCUACGAAUCGAGAAAGAACGUCUCGCUGAUACUAUUGAUGUUGAGUGAUAACACGUCAAUCAUUCAUGAAAAUGGACAGUGAAUGCCGCGUAUUGGCAAAUUCUCCCAAGUAAGGACCUUUAGGGAUCCACUCCAACUUUAUUUGUUAAGCACAGUGCACCAAACAGCAAAAAGUAACAGUGAGAUGAAGAAAUUCACAUGAAACACAAAGGGAGGUAAAUCAAUAACGGAAAAGAGACUGACCGUCAUUAAAGGAGUGAUAAAAUCAAUAGGAAUUUGUAAAGGAAAUAGAGAAGUCAGCACCAGGUGUCACAGGCCAACAAGGAGUGAUUUAAAAACAGGCGAAGAGGCUCGAGGACUGGGGGGGGUGCCGUGUAUGGCUUUGCUGCCAAGGGUCUAUGUUGAAAUGCAUUGACAUUGACAUUGCGGCAUGGCAUUUUCGAAUGAUUUGCUGCCAACUUGUGACCGGUCAUGCGGCAGGGCUCAGCCCUGAUCUCCAGCACAGGUGCGAUUCGGGUUGGUGACGUCACUACUUGGCGACUGUUUCUGGCGGCCUCUAGUGGAAGAGCGGCGGAAUGACGAGAAGAAAGCACAUCGUCUUCGCUUUUAAUACAAAUCAUUUGAAUCAUAAUAAAGGACAAACUGAA